CGUGUUUGGAUUUAAAGUCUUUUUGUUUUGAUUUGAAUUAUUUUGAUUAAUUUGGUUUUUUAAUUGUUUUGCUUUUGUUUUUUUCGUUUAAAGUGAUUAAUUUAAUUUUGGUGAUACUUUGGUGGAACUAUUGGUUAACAUGGAAGAAGAAGACGGGAUGGAUGAUCGAUUUAAAAAAGUGUUAACUGAUCCUCGGUUUAAACGGUUACCAAGUCGAAAGAAAAAAAUUAAAAUUGAUUCUCGUUUUGAGGGGAUGUUUGAUAAGCGAUUUAAUGGUGAACCAUUGAUUGAUAAAAGAGGACGAAAGGUUCAAAAUACCAAGAAUGAUGGAUUAAAAAGAUUCUAUGAGUUAACUGAGGAUGGAGAGAAACCUGGUGUUAGUGAUAUUGGUCGGAAAUUACGUGGUGAGGGUAAUGAUGAAGAUUCAAGUUCUAGCGAUGAAAGUUCAAGUGAAGAAGAGGAAGAAGAAGAUGAAACUGAACAAGCUGGUCAAGUGGAAUCAGAGGUUCCAAGGACUGAGGAAAUAACCUGUCGAUUUGCGAUUACCAAUGUUGAUUGGGAUCGGUUGAAAGCCGUUGAUCUUUUUGUACUUUUAAAUUCAUUUAAACCAAAUGAAGGUGAAAUUGUUAGUGUUAAAAUUUAUCCCUCACAAUUUGGCAAGGAAAGAAUGGAAAAAGAAAAGCUUGAAGGACCAAAAGAAUUGACCGAUAUUAAAUUAGACGAUGAAGAGGAAGAUCCAUACUCAUCAAAUGUUCAAGAUGCCGAUGAAAUAAUUAACCUUGAUGCUCCUUUUGUAUCAGAAAAAUUGAGACAAUAUCAAAUUAAUCGAUUGAAAUAUUUUUACGCUGUUGUUGAAUGUGACAAACCGGAAACAGCGGCAACUUUAUAUGACCAAUUGGACGGAAUGGAAUAUGAAAGUAGUGCAUCAACACUUGAUUGUCGAUUUAUUCCCGAUGAUAUGUCAUUCGAUGAAGAUGAACCCGAUUCCAUUUGUAAUGAGAUGCCUUCUCUCAUUGAUUAUAUUCCGCCAAAUUUUAUCACAACCGCUUUACAACAAACUAAGGUCAAUCUAACCUGGGAUGAGACUGACCCUAAGCGAGCUAAAACUUUACAAAAAGCAUUCACUGAACGAGAUAAAAUCUCUGAUGAUUUAGCUUGUUAUCUUGCCUCAUCAUCAUCAGAGGAAGAAGAAGAAGAAGAAGAUGAUAAUGAUGAUAAUUAUGGUUCUAAUCAAAAUGCAUCUGAUGAUGAGGAUGAAACUGUUUCCCUUCAGGGUAAAAGUGUCCAAGAUCGUAUUAGUAAAUAUAAAGAUCUGUUGAAAAGCGUUGAAGAGGAAGAAGCUGCUGAAGAUGAUGGAGACAUCGACAUGGAGAUAAAAUGGGAACCUGAAUUGGAAAAUAUCGGAAAGAAAAUUGCAGAGAAAAAACAGAAAGAAUCAAUGACCGUUUUCGAAAAGCAAAUGGCCGAAAGAAAAGUUAAAAGAAAAGAGAAUUCGAUUAAAACGAAAACUUGUAAAAAUGAAAUUGACGAUUCAGAGAAUGAACCAGACGAAGACAUGGAAAAUAGUGAAGAAAAUAAUGAAGAUUAUGAAUCCGAAAAUGAUGACAAUCAAGAUGAAGAAUCUGAACAAUCCGAUGAAAACAAUGAAUCAGAUGAAGAUAAUUCUGAUGAUAAAGAUGAACAAGGAGCUGAUGAUUUAGCUCUAUUGGUGAUGGACAAUGAGAAAAAGGAUAAGAAACAUUUUAAUUACGAAAAUUUCGUUGAGAACAAAAAAUCGAGAAGAAAAAUGAAGAAAAAAGAUAAACCCCAACAAGAAGAAGAUAAUUUCGAGUUCGAUGAGGAUGAUCCACGUUUCAAAGCAAUUUACAAUUCUCAUUUGUAUAAUAUUGAUCAAUCAAGUUCACAUUUCAAGAAAACUCAAGCAUAUGAUAAGAUAUUGAAACGAAAAGCAUCAAAAGAUCCUGAUCAAAAGUAUCAUGUAAAAAGAUCAAAGUGAAAAAUAUAUUUUAUUAAUCAUCACAAAAUCGAUAACUGAAUCAAUUAAAUUAUCAGGAAGGAAAUUUUUUCUCUAUUGGAAAAUUGUAAACAAAUGAAGUUGUUUUUUUUGCUCUCAGAACCAAAAGUAAAACAACAAAAUUGAUUGUUCUUUACUUCAUUUUAUAUAAAUGUAA
Messenger RNA from Panonychus citri (citrus red mite), 2171 nucleotides. RefSeq names its product ESF1 homolog. Gene Ontology annotation, molecular function: RNA binding. The record is from RefSeq and is a predicted model, not a curated record. The coding region runs from base 140 to 1996 and encodes 618 amino acids. Gene Ontology annotation, cellular component: nucleus. Gene Ontology annotation, biological process: rRNA processing. NCBI's taxonomy places the organism in Eukaryota, Metazoa, Arthropoda, Arachnida, Trombidiformes, Tetranychidae. The transcript is spliced from 2 exons.